GCCCGCACAGUCACAGGAGGGCUGUGCUCCCGGCUGCCCAGCAUGAAGCUGCUCUUCCCAGCCCUUGCACUGGCCCUGCUGGCUGCUGCCCACGCUGCUGAAGACUCCUGCGUGGGCCGCUGCGACGAUGCCUUCGACGCACAACGCAAGUGCCAGUGCGACACCCUCUGCAUGUACUACCAGAGCUGCUGCAGCGACUGGACCACCCUGCUUCCUCCCGCAGUGACCCGGGGAGAUGUGUUUGCCUUGCCGGAGGAUGACUACCUCGACUACAACUUCACCGUCGACUUCGGCACGGAGGUACCCAGCCCCACAGCAGGUGGGUUCUGGGACACUGUGGAUGAUGCACCCGAGGAGCUGUGCAGCAGGAAACCUUUUAAUGCCUUCACCGACCUGAAGAACGGCUCCCUUUAUGCUUUUCGAGGGAAGUAUUUCUACGAGCUGGACGAGACGAGUGUGCGGCCCGGCUACCCCAAGCUCAUCAGCGACGUCUGGGGCAUCGAGGGCCCCAUCGAUGCAGCCUUCACCCGCAUCAACUGCCAGGGCAAGACGUACCUGUUCAAGGGCAGCCAGUACUGGCGCUUUGAUGAUGGAGCCCUGGAUCCUGGGUACCCACGCAACAUCUCCGAGGGCUUUGAAGGCAUCCCAGACAACAUCAACGCAGCCUUCGCCCUCCCUGCGCACAACUACCAUGGCAAUGAGAGAGUCUAUUUCUUCAAGGACAAGUACUACUGGUCCUACGACUUCGCCCACCAGCCCACGCAGGCCGACUGUGAGAAGUCCUCCCCCUCCACCGUCUUCAACCACUACGCCUUCAUGAACCGCGACAGCUGGGAGGACAUCUUCCAUGCCCUCUUUGGCGGCAGGAUGACGGGGGCCAGCAGCCCGCGGUACAUCAGCAGAGACUGGCGGGGGGUGCCCAGCCGGCUGGACGCCGCCAUGGCCGGCAGGAUCUACGUGGCCUCCCACCAGCCCCGCAGGAGGAAAUCUCGCCGCCAGCGCAAGAGGUACAAGAACCACCGGUCGCUGAAUUUGGGUUUCUGGAGCUGGCUGCAUAACGACUCCGACUCCGCGGCUGUUGAAAGCGACUGGCUGUCGGGCUCCCAGUGCGAGACCCUCCAGAGCGUCUACUUCUUUGUAGGAGACAAGUACUACCGCGUCAACCUGCGCACCAAGCGCGUGGACCUGGUGCAGCCCCGCUACCCCCGCUCCAUCGCCCAGUACUGGCUGAACUGCCCCCAGCCUGGGGAGGAGAGCACCUGAGGGGGCCCUGAUGGAGCCCUCCAGUCACACAGCCCCUAGCUAGAGAGAAAUAAACUGAGUGCUGUGCA
This is a messenger RNA of Mesitornis unicolor (brown roatelo), 1331 nucleotides long. It is a transcript of the gene VTN, whose product is annotated as vitronectin. Gene Ontology annotation, biological process: immune response; cell adhesion mediated by integrin; cell-matrix adhesion. The record is from RefSeq and is a predicted model, not a curated record. Lineage: Eukaryota; Metazoa; Chordata; Aves; Mesitornithiformes; Mesitornithidae. The transcript has 9 exons. The coding region runs from base 43 to 1263 and encodes 406 amino acids. Gene Ontology annotation, molecular function: polysaccharide binding; scavenger receptor activity; extracellular matrix binding.